Pogona vitticeps (central bearded dragon) is the source of this 2947-nucleotide messenger RNA. Lineage: Eukaryota; Metazoa; Chordata; Lepidosauria; Squamata; Agamidae. The record is from RefSeq and is a predicted model, not a curated record.
CCGCCGGGAGGCAGGAAGCGGCCAGGUGGGCGUCCUCAGGAGGAGCUGCCGACCGAGGCCGGCCCAGGGAGGAGCCAGGCGGGGCGGCGCGCAGCAGUUCCGGACUCACUUUCGUCGCAGUCUCGGGCACCGCGGGGAAGGGCGCGAAGCCCAGCCGCUGCCCGGCCGGCCGGGGCGAUGCAGCCACCACCCCGCAAAGUUAAGCUGACCCAGGAGGUGAAGGUGCAUUUAAUAGAACAACUGACCAGCUUACAGAAUAAGCAACAGCGAGAGUUGGAGCUCCUAGAGGACAUCAGGUCCUACAGCAAGCAGAGGUCUGCUAUUGAGAGAGAAUAUGGGCAGGCAUUACAGAGGCUAUCAAGUCAGUUUUUGAAGAGAGACUGGCAGCGCAGCUGGAGUGGCGCCAGUGACUCCAGAAGCAUCUUUGCAGUCUGGAAGAGUGUGAUCGAUGGGACCAUCUCCUCUGCCCAGACCAGGGUGGCUGCCUCUGACAACUAUCGUAAUGUGAGCACAGAGGUGGCUAAAACUGCUCGGCUGUCAAAAGAACACUGGUCCAAAAAGGGCAUGGAACAGUUGCAGAAUACACAGGUUGAACUGCUGGAGACAGUGAAGGAACUCAGCAAAAUCAAGAAGCAUUACACGCAGAUACAGAGGGCCAAUGAAAUAGCCAGAGAAAAGGCUGCUGAUGUGGAUGGCAGGCUCAGGAAGAGCGAUCAUGGCAUAUUUCAUACCAAGGCCAGUUUGCAGAAGCUCAGUGCCAAGGUCAGAGGCCCAGCCUGCCAGCCACGUGAGAACUUCUCUGUGCAGCUGGCAGAGAAUUCACAGCAGCUGGUGAAGGCACAAAACGAGUACCUUUUGACAUUGGCAGCUGCUAGGGCCCAUGUGGAGCACUACUAUCAAGUGGAGCUCCCAAGUGUCCUGAAGAUGUUAGAUGGUGACCUUUAUGAAAGACUUCGGGACCAGCUAACUCUGGUUAGCAGGACAGAGUUGGAAGCUUGCCAAGGCACCCAGGAAAUCUUCCAGAGUGUGCUAGAUGCAUCUGCACAGGUCUGCCAGGAGCAGAAUCUCCUCCUUUUCCUACAGGAUAGUGCUGUUUUUUCCUCACAGCCCUUUCAGCCAGCAGGAACUGACCAGGCGCCCACACUCCUGGAUGUCAGUGGCAGCAGUUCUGUGGAGAGCGGUCUGGAAAAGGAAGCACGCCGCUGGGCUACUAGAGCAGCCAGAGAUUAUAAAAUCCAGACUGUCAGUCAGCAGAUUUUGCAGAGAAUGGAAGCCAGAAGGCAACAGGUCCCUGAGGCAGAGAUGACCAGCAUGGAGAAAAGGAUAGAGGAAGUAAAAGAGAAUAUACGGAAGGCAGAGAUCAGCAAGGUGAAGUCUGAGGCACGGAUAGCAUUGCUGCGUCAGGCAGGCCUGGAUGUAGACACUUGGCUGGCAAGUGCCAUGGGGCAAGUUCUGGAUGAAAUGGAACAAGAGCGCCGGCUUAGUGAAGCUCGCCGAUCUCAGAGGGGCUCAACUCCUACAGCAGAAGAUUUUGAUCUUGCUGAAUUUGAGGAUUACGAUGACAGCAUAGACCUGUUUGAGGAUGCAAGGCCAAGCCCAAACAUGGCACGUGCCUAUCCUUGUUGCUGCAAAGUAUUCUUCCCAUACCAGGCUCGCCAAUCUGAUGAGCUGACCAUUGCCCAGGGUGAGGAACUGGAGGUCAUUGAAGAUGGUGAUGUGGAAGAAUGGGUCAAGGCACGUAACAGUGCGGGACAGAUUGGGUAUGUUCCUGAGAAGUACCUAUUGUUUCUGGACAUAAACAGGGAAUGCCCAAAUCCAGAUGAGAACAGCCAGGAAGGUUCCUCCGAUAAUGCCUUAGAGAGGGAGCUGACAAACAUUAUGAACAUGGACUUGAUGCUGGAACCUGGAGCUUCACUGGUGAGAGCCCUGUAUGACUACGAGGGGCAGAGCCCAGAGGAACUCAGCUUUCCUGAGGGAGCCAUCAUCCGAGUGCUGCCACGGGAGGAGGGAGCUGUAGAUGAUGGCUUUUGGAAAGGUGACUUCAAUGGGAGAGUUGGGGUCUUCCCAUCUUUGGUGGUUCAAGAAAUAACUGGCACUCAGGAAAAGACUGAGCAGGAUCUUCUUUCACCUUCACCUCCAGCAUUUUCCCCUCCAGUCCUUGAACAUGACACAAUGCCUUCUCCUGACAUAAUACAGGGAGGUGGCUGGCAACAAAAUAUGGCUAGUUCCUCUGAUCAGAAUGUACCACGUAUUCGCCCAGUUCGAGCACCCCCGCCUCCACCAUCUAAGAAUCUAGAAGCUGAUUCUUCAUCUGGACAUGAUUAACCCUACACCUGUUUGCAUUGCAAAAAAGGCUUAAGUCUUUGCAAGCUGGCAGUACCCCCUAAGCAAAGUUCUUUCUUCUUGGAGUUCAUGGGCAUAUUGCUGCUUUGGUGCCUAUGCCCCAUUCUUAAGCACCAAAAAGUAAGCAGUGGCUUUGGGUGCUGGGAAGAACAUUGUCACUAACAGGAAGAACUUCUCUACUUCAACAGAGGCGGAUUCCCCAAAUCAGCUUGAUUUUGAUGGAGAAGUAUGCCAAAGAAUGGACAGCCAUGUGUUUUCAUAUCUGUCCUAGGCUUGAGCCCUGCAGCCUAACAUCUAGAAAUUGAAGUCUCUCUCUGGCUUUCAGAUGUCUUGAACUACUACUAUUUAAAGUUAACUAUGCAAGUGUCUUUCAUUAGGGUGGGAUCUGGUCUUUCUUUGCUUUAAAUGCUGGUAGUUGGAGUCCAAGUAUUUGUGGCGCUUCUGCUAAGGAAAAUAGACAACAGCCAAGCGCAAACUGUUGCUGCUUUUUAAAUGAACCAUUAGUUCUUUUACUGCCCUCUUCAGGGUGGGCUGGUUCCUGCAUGUGUCCCUGAGAGGCAAGAGACGGGUAGGUAUUGAUCCAAUAAAGAAACAUCAUUCUGCA